AUGUGUCGGAUAUGGCAGCCAGCAUGUGCGACAAGAGAGUUGCCGGUUGCAGUUUGGAUCCAUGGUGGUGCAUUCUCGCAAGGCGGUACAGUCGAUCCACUGUACAAUGUGAGCUACAUCGCCCAGAAUGGUGUCGAGAUCGCGUCUGGCAUUGAAGUCACUAUUAUCGGCGAGUCCGCAGGUGCGGCAUCCGUUGGUAUCCAUCUCAUUGCAUACGGUGUCCGAGACGAUAAACUCUUCUCUGCGGCAAUCAUGGAAUCCGGCGCUCCACUCCUCCUCGGUAACAAGUACAACGCUUCGCUUGAGCAAGCCAACUUGAAGCUGGUGAGUUUUGUUUGUGUGCCUAUCAUAACCGGCACAAAUACUGACGAAGGCGUCUUCACUGCAGUUGGCAUGAACAUCAAUAUCGAUGACGACUUUCGCAUUCGGGCUGCCGGCUAUGGUUCGAAUGACACAUUCGGCAAGCUCGAAGUUUUGUAUCCCGAUAGCCCUGCGAUCGGCAUUCCCGAGCUUUGGCAGACACCUACGGGUCGAGGCAAUCGACGAAGCGCUGGGCCGCCCUUUCGGGUGACUUCACUUUUGUUGCACCCCGGCGUCUUAUGUGUCAGCGGUGGGCUCAGCACGGGGUUCCAGCGUACUGCUACCGCUUCAACGGGGACACGCCUCUGCUUCCCAUCUGUUGAGUUAGUCGAGUCCUGCAGCGCGAGAGGCAGUCCUCAGAAUACUCUCCGAGUAGGGUCGGUCGCGUGUUCUAGAGGAGCCACUAGACCGCCGUCCUUAAGCUGA
Macroventuria anomochaeta is the source of this 786-nucleotide messenger RNA. Its product is annotated as alpha/beta-hydrolase. Gene Ontology annotation, molecular function: carboxylic ester hydrolase activity. The transcript has 6 exons. The coding region runs from base 1 to 786 and encodes 261 amino acids. The record is from RefSeq and is a predicted model, not a curated record. Lineage: Eukaryota; Fungi; Ascomycota; Dothideomycetes; Pleosporales; Didymellaceae.